This is a messenger RNA of Leptosomus discolor (cuckoo roller), 3093 nucleotides long. Lineage: Eukaryota; Metazoa; Chordata; Aves; Leptosomiformes; Leptosomidae. The record is from RefSeq and is a predicted model, not a curated record.
GAGAUGACCCAUUCAUGGCCUCCACCACUGUCAGCUAUUCACACACCAGGAAAGGCAGAACAAAGCAAGUUUCCCUUCCCAAACAAGGAGUCACAACAGGGAUCUACAGGACACAGCAAUACAAGGAAAGGUGAUGUAGAGCCAAAGAGUCCAGAGAAAAGCGCAACCCAUACAUCAAUGCUAGAAGAUGACCUGAAGUUAAGCAGUGACGAAGAAGAGAAUGACCAGCAGGCAGCACAGAGAUCUGCUCUCCGCAUUCUAUCUGACAGCCUGGUGGUGCCGCAGUCCAACGCCCGAGCCUCAGGACUCUCCAGCAAGGGGUCAAGCAGCAGCAGCUCCAGUGAAUCCGAGACCAGCUCAGAGUCUGACUCAGAGAGCGAAAGCAGCUCCAGCGAGAGUGACGGCAGCAAGCCCUCGCAUUACUCCAGCCCAGAGCCCGAGCCACCCUCGUCCAACAAGUGGCAGCUGGACAAGUGGCUGAAUAAAGUCACCCCGCAAAAAGCACCCAUCCUGACCCACCACGAUGGCCCGGCGCUGGAGGCCCAUCCCUACUACGGCCGUGUGAAGGCAGAGCGGCAGGAAAGCGAGAAGACCCCAGCGGCCGGCCCGACCGAGCACCGCAGUGGGGAGGGCCGCACCGCCACUGCCACCACCGCCAUCGGGGACGGACCGCGGCCCAGGACCGCCAACAAAGCACCGGGCAGCAAAGGCAGCCGGCAAAAGUCACCCCCCGCAGCGGGGCACCGCCGGGAGCCCCGCUCAGCCGCAGCCGGCGAGAAGCGUCGGGCCCGGGGGCCAAGCAAAACGGCGCCCAAAUCCAAGGAGUUCAUCGAAACUGAGUCUUCGUCCUCAUCGUCCUCCUCCGACUCGGGCUCUGAGUCGGAGCGGGAGGCGUGCCCGCUGCCCAAGGUGCCGGUGGUGGCCGGGGCUGAGCCACGCACCAAGGACGCGGGGCCCGGCGCCGCCAGCAAACCUCACGGCGGUUGCAGUGCCUUUGGCUCCAUUAAUGCCAGGACUAGUAGUGAAAUAGCAAAGGAGCUGGAGGAACAAUUUUACACCCUGGUUCCUUUCGGUAGGAAUGAGCUCCUGUCUCCUCUGAAAGACAGUGAUGAGGUAAAGUCGCUGUGGGUCAACAUUGACUUGGCUCUUUUGUCCAGGAUUCCAGAGCGUUUGCCCGAAGAGCCACUGGCCAUGAGCGCCGCAGCAAACCAGGCGCCCAGCCUCCCGCAGGGUAGUAGUGCUGACCCCCCCGCAGAGAAGGGUUUACCGAAAUCUAGAAGGAAACGCAAGUGUGAGAAUGAGGAAGAGUGCAGAGACAUCAAGAAGACUCACUUAGAGCGAGAGAGUUCUUCACGUUUAGCUGCCUCUGCCCACAGCAUCACAACAGCAAAUCACUGCAAUAUGAAUGAAAACAGCUUGGCAAUACCAAUAAAUAAAAAUGAGAAAAUGCUUCGGUCACCCGUCUCUCCCCUCUCUGAUGCAUCAAAACACAAAUACUCCAACGAUGAUUUAACUCCCUCCAGCAGACCUAAUGGCAGCAGUCUAUUACCUUCCAUCUCCUCCAGCAAAAAACAUAAGGGUGAAAUCCAGUCGCAGCCACAUCCUGGAGACUUCAAUAAAGCAAUUCACAUCAAUUCAGAAAAUGUUCUUCUCUGCAAUAAGCCACAGUCCCAAACAGAGCCUUGGUCACCUCUGUCCAGCACACCCAGGGACUGCAGAAGGACAAAGCUUAUCUUUGAUGAUAUGCCACGCAAUGCAGAUUACUUUAUGCAGGAAGCUAAACGGAAGAAGCAUAAAGCAGAUGCAAUGGUGGAAAAGUUUGGAAAGGCACUGAAUUAUGCGGAAGCAGCGCUAUCGUUUAUUGAGUGUGGAAAUGCAAUGGAACAAGGCCCAAUGGAAUCUAAGUCCCCUUAUACAAUGUAUUCAGAAACAGUUGAGCUCAUCAGGUAUGCAGUGAGACUAAAAACCCACUCAGGCCCCAACGCCACGCCAGAAGACAAACAGCUGGCAGCACUAUGUUACCGCUGCCUGGCCCUUCUGUACUGGAGGAUGUUCCGACUCAAGAGAGACCAUGCGGUCAAGUAUUCGAAAGCGCUUAUUGAGUAUUUCAAGAAUUCAUCAAAAGCUGCCCAGAACCCAUCUCCUUGGGGUGCCAGUGGAAAGAGCACAGGAACUCCAUCACCCAUGUCCCCUAGCCCUUCUCCAGUCAGCUCUGUAGGAUCCCAGGGGAGCACAGGGGCCCCUUCCCCAUCUCCUAUCAUCAGCAUCCCGCAGCGCAUUCAUCAGAUGGCCGCCAACCACGUCAGCAUCACCAACAGCAUCCUGCACAGCUAUGACUACUGGGAGAUGGCUGACAACCUGGCCAAGGAAAACAGAGAUUUUUUUAAUGACUUGGAUGCAUUGAUGGGACCUAUCACCUUGCACAGCAGUAUGGAGCACUUAGUUCAGUACACUCAACAAGGACUUCACUGGGUGCGGAAUAGCGCCCACUUGUCAUAAUGACUGUGUGCCAUUCACAUGGACAGUAUACCUUUCAUGGAUAAUUCAGUUAUUCUGGACACUGUGCUACAGAAAUAGUCAACCACAGCAUUGAUCCAAACAAAGGUGAAUAUUACUUCAAUAUUGAGCGAAAUUUUUCUGAGCGUAGACACGUAUGUGUGCAUAUGUACAAUAUACAAUGAUGUCUCUUCAGAAUGAAUUGUUCCGUACCACUCUCCAAACAUUUUCAUGCAGUAGAAAUACUAGAAAGAACUGAUCUUAAUGCACAAAACAUACCCUUUCUAUUCUUGUGCUGAAAAACUCAGAAACCAAAAUCUCACGGGCUGAUUGAAUCAAGUGCAAUAAGCACAGAUCCCUAUUCAGGAAAGCUCUCAAUAGAUUCUUAACUUUAAGCUUGUACUGAAAUCCCGUUGACUUCAGCAGAGCUUAAGCACAUACACAAGGGCUUUCCUGAACUGGAAUGAAUGAGGGCAAAUCAUAGACAUGGAGAACUUUUACUGCGAGCACGGACGCAUCACGGAAGUUUCAAUAUUAACGUGCCAUCUCCCUGUUACUUCCCCACUGGGGCACACAGAGGAGUUGUGUAGUCUGCAU